Apus apus (common swift) is the source of this 5354-nucleotide messenger RNA. It is a transcript of the gene TBK1, whose product is annotated as TANK binding kinase 1. Gene Ontology annotation, cellular component: cytoplasm. Lineage: Eukaryota; Metazoa; Chordata; Aves; Apodiformes; Apodidae. Gene Ontology annotation, biological process: peptidyl-serine phosphorylation. The coding region runs from base 722 to 2911 and encodes 729 amino acids. The record is from RefSeq and is a predicted model, not a curated record. The transcript has 21 exons. Gene Ontology annotation, molecular function: ATP binding; protein serine/threonine kinase activity.
UCGGCGGCGUUGCCUUUGUGGCUGUGGAAGUUGUGACAGCUUUAUCUCGGGAAGGAUGUCCUGCCGCGGGGACGAGCUGCAGCGCUGCGCCCUCCACACGCACCUCUGUGAGCGCGGGGCUGACAGGGUCGCUCAGGCCAGCCUGUGGCCCUCCAUAGCUUUCCAGAAGCUGCUGUCUCUGGCAGAGGCUGAGUCCUCUUUCCCCGUCACGGACUGGACACGCCGGGAGCAGUGGUGGCGAGCAGCGCUGGAGCCAGGCUUGCCGUCUGUUCUGUGGGCCUUUGGGAGCGUGUGCUGCCUCACGUGGGUUCGAGCAGCACCUUGUGUGGCCCAGGGUGGGGUGUUUUGGUGACUCCUACACUAGAUGUUGGACUGGGAAUGCCCGGGAGGAGGCUAGGUGAAGAAAGCAGGGGUAGGAAGCAGGAGCUUUAGGGGGAAAAGCUUCUAGGAGUUAAGAGAAGGCAUACAGGAGAGUAUAACGCCUUUAUAUUUACCAGACUAUGUAAUAUUCAUUCAGAACCUCAGUGCCUUGCCUGUCAGCUUUGGUGGCAUAGAGGAUCUUGCCUGUAGAGAGAAAGAUCCUUCACUUUAACUUCAUCAUCUCUCGCUGCUUGCCUGGUGAACUUGUACGUUGCAGCUGUUACCAGAGGAAGUAUCUGCUUUGUGUGCUUGUCCCGCGUGCCUGAGGAGAAAAGUAAAACUGUCUAGCCAAAGAGCAAAGAUGCAGAGCACUUCAAAUUACCUCUGGCUGUUGUCUGACAUUCUAGGACAGGGAGCUACUGCCAAUGUUUUCCGCGGACGACAUAAGAAAACGGGGGAUUUAUAUGCUGUCAAAGUAUUUAACAGUAUAAGUUUCCUUCGUCCUGUGGACGUUCAGAUGCGAGAGUUUGAAGUAUUGAAGAAACUAAAUCACAAGAACAUUGUCAAAUUGUUUGCCAUUGAAGAAGAGACAACGACUAGACACAAAGUACUAGUUAUGGAAUUUUGCCCAUGUGGGAGUUUAUAUACAGUUCUAGAGGAGCCAUCUAAUGCCUUUGGUUUACCAGAGUCUGAGUUCUUAAUUGUUUUGAGAGAUGUGGUGGCUGGGAUGAACCAUCUCCGGGAGAAUGGAAUAGUGCACCGUGACAUCAAACCAGGCAAUAUCAUGCGUGUUAUAGGUGAAGAUGGUCAGUCUGUUUACAAACUUACAGAUUUUGGUGCUGCAAGAGAACUUGAAGAUGAUGAACAAUUUGUUUCUCUCUAUGGCACAGAAGAGUAUUUACAUCCUGAUAUGUAUGAGCGAGCAGUUUUGAGGAAAGAGCAUCAGAAAAAGUAUGGAGCAACAGUUGAUCUGUGGAGCAUAGGGGUGACCUUUUAUCAUGCUGCAACGGGGAGUUUGCCUUUCCGACCUUUUGAAGGACCUCGUAGAAACAAGGAAGUGAUGUAUAAAAUAAUCACUGGAAAGCCUUCUGGUGCUAUCUCUGGAAUACAGAAAGCAGAAAAUGGACCAAUUGAAUGGAGCUGGGAGAUGCCUGUUUCUUGUAGUCUUUCAAAGGGUCUGCAAGUACUGCUCACACCUGUGCUUGCAAAUAUUCUUGAAGCAGACCAGGAAAAAUGCUGGGGAUUUGACCAGUUCUUUGCAGAGACAAGUGACAUACUGCACAGAAUAAUAAUCCACAUCUUUUCACUGCAGCAGAUGACAUUGCACAAAGUUUAUAUCCACAGCUAUAAUACAGCAGCUAUAUUUCAUGAGUUGGUCUACAAGCAGACAAAAAUACCAUCUCAGAAUCAAGAACUAAUAUAUGAAGGUCGGCGUUUCAUACUAGAGCCUGGCAGAUUGGCACAGCAGUUCCCCAGAACGACUGAGGAGAAUCCUAUCUUUGUAGUAAGCAGGGAGGCUGUGAACAUUGUCGGAUUAAUCUAUGAAGAAGUUUUACUUCCUAAAGUACAUCAACAUUAUGAUUUGGAUGGGGAUGCCAGUAUGGCUAAAGCAGUAACAGGUAUUGUAUGUUAUGCCUGUAGAGUUGCCAGUUCUUUGCUACUUUACCAGGAACUGAUGCGAAAAGGAAUACGAUGGCUAAUUGAAAUAAUCAAAGAUGAUUACAAUGAAAUGGUUCAUAAAAAGACAGAGGUUGUCAUCAGGCUGGAUUUCUGCAGCAGAAAUAUUGAGAAAGCUGAGAAAAUUUACGAGAAUUUGAUGCAGAUCAACUUGGAAGCAUCAGAAGUGGACGAAAUUUCAGAGAUACACACAAAACUGCUGCGUCUCUCCAGCUCUCAGGGCACAAUAGAAACUAGUCUUCAAGAUAUCAAAACCAAACUUUCUCCUGGUGGUUUACUGACUGACACUUGGGCAAAUCAGGAAGGCAUGCAUCCAAAAGACAGAAAUCCAGAAAGGCUGCGGGUGCUGCUGUGUUCCAUCACAGAUAUUUAUUAUCAGUUCAAAAAAGACAAAGCAGAACGAAGGCUUGCUUAUAAUGAAGAACAAAUUCACAAGUUUGACAAGCAGAAGCUGUAUUUGCAUGCCACAAAAGCCAUAGCUCUAUUCAAAGAUGAAUGUGUCAGCAAGUAUGAGACAUUUUUGGACAAGGCUGAGGACUGGGCAAGGAAAAUGCUUCAUACAAGGAAACAGUUACUGGCUCUCACCAACCAGUGUUUUGAUAUUGAAGAAGAGGUAUCCAAAUACCAGGAUUAUAUAAAUGAGUUACAAGAUGCUCUGCCCCAGAAAAUGUUUGCAGCUUCCACUGGGAUGAAACAUACAAUGAACACAGUCUAUCCAAGUUCAAACACACUAGUGGAGAUGACACUUGGUAUGAAGAAACUAAAGGAGGAAAUGAAAGGCGUUGUUAAAGAGCUGGCUGAGAACAAUCACAUUUUAGAAAGAUUCGGUGCUUUGACUACGGAUGGUGGCCUGCGGAGCGUGGACUGUGUUUAGCUUUCAAAGGACCUGAAGAGGCCUUGUAAAUUUUUUCAUAGGGAAAAAAACAACAUAGGGACAUUUAAAAGCAGAUAACAAAUCUGUAUCCAGGGUUUUUUUUUUCCCUCUACAACUGUAGUAUUAAAAAAAAUGUAAAUAUGUAUCAUAUGUAAAUAUGAAAGAAAUAUAUAUCUUUUUCUGGUCAAAGUUAGGAUAGAUUUACCUGUGGCCCCUUGCAGGAUCUCUGACAAAAUCCUAAAGGAAAAAGUAUUGUUGAUGAAAUUGAUACUUGUUUGCUUUGAAUAUUGCCCUUUUUUCAGAACGCAAUUUAAGCUCUAUUGCAAGAGGACCUGCAGAACUCUAAACAUUAUGAAUAGUCUUUAAAGGGUGUUUUGGACUUCCUUUAACCACCACUAUUACCUUUGAGUCUAGCGGAAUGACUCUCAUCAUCACAGAACAGUUUUAAAUGAAAUAUUUUUAAACAAGUGUGACUAGGGAAUAAAAGCACAGAUAGGACAGAGUGGAAAUGCAUUUAUCUUCACAUCCAAACUGUUAGUUCGCUUUUACUUGAGAAAACAAAGUCAUGGUAUUUUUUUAAGUUCUUCUCCAUAUUUGGUGCCAUGUUGUCUGCAAUCAUUUGACUGCUGGAAGUUUUGCACUCCAGGUUGUCAGACUGAAUUUAAGAAUUCCUUUUUUAAAGUACGGCAUUUUCAGAAUUUCCCUUAAAUCUUGUUGCUUACCACAGAAUAAGCGGGUUCUUAAAAUAAAAUAGGUUUUUCAGAAUCCUGCCUGCAGGCAUGAUUUUUUAAAAAGGUUAAAAAUGGCUAUUAGGAGAAUUUAGAAGGCAGAUCAGUAGACCAGGCAGCAUCAUGCCUCAGUGGUAACUGAAUUUUGGAAAAAUAAGUUACAGUCAGAUCUUGAAAAGGGACUACACCCACUGCCAACUUAUGACUGAGAUAUCAAACUGAGGUGGAAAUUUAGUCAGACUGUAUAUUUAUUAUCCAGCAUCAGUAGUUACUACUUUCAGUACUAUAUGAUUGGGUUGCAGAGAUGCAGAAUGAAAGAAUCUGCUCCCAAAUAUGUAGGAGAGGAGAAAGAGAAUCCCUUACUUUUGUUUGGAUAUUACAGGUUUACUUACUUGUUUCAGACUGAGAGCAAGCAAAUAUUGCAGGACUCAUUCUUUCCUUGUAGAAGCCUGGCCAUGGAUGUUCAGUGGUGUCCAACAGCACUUCUAAUUGCUAUAUUACAUCUGUAAGAAGAGCUGCACCAAGUAUAUUGAGAAUUUUCCAUAAUUAAUGGUGAAACAUUUAGGUAUAAGCUGAACAGCAGUAAACUGUGAUAGCAUCUGACAGUUUUGUGAUGCUUAUUCCCUGCUUAUCUUUCUGGGUCAGAACACAAAACAUUUCCAUUGCUUUUUAAAAAAUAUUUGACUAGAAACUUGUAAAAGUUAGAAUUUAUUCGUUCAUUGUUUAAAAUAAGAGGAAAUUUACUGCCUUGAUGUCCAAAACCUGCUUUCCUGUUUUUCUUGGUGAGAAUCAGACAUUAAAAGGGAAUUUGGAUAGUUUUACACCCGUAAGAGCAGCUUUUUUCUUUGCGAGCUUUGUCCUUACAAAAAUCUAGCUAUGCAAAAGGAGUGCAACAGUUUGUUAAAUGUUUUUCCUUGGUUAGCCAUGGCAUUCUUACCUGUUUUAAAAUACUGGAAUCAUGUCUUAACUGGAGUGUUAUAAUGCCUGCUUGUACAUUUGUUCAUUCACAUCCACAGUCUCACCAAGUGUCAGUAAAACACGUGCAAAAGUUUCAAAGAAUUGAGCUCUCAGACUGUGCAUAAAUUGAACUUUUUUUUCCAAUAUUACAUCAGUAACACUUGGUCAUUUUGAAGGUUCUUGAUUUUGAAGGCAAUAAAGUCUUAGCUUGAAUAUGUAAUUUUCAACUUCUUUAUAUUGAAGCAGUCUGACAAAGAAGGUUAAUUGCAGUAACAAUAUAGUCUGUAUAUCAAAAUAUGCGCAGACUUCUUUUACAUGAUUGAAAAUCGUUUAUAUUUUAUUUUAAUUUUUAUUUUUAUUGCUGGUUUUAGUGUUGCUAAAUACAUCAGUAAUCUUGUUAAAAUUUCUCUUUCUAAAGCAAUUUUAACUACGCAGUAGCUAAUGAAGUAAUCAGUUUGUAAUGUCCCGAUUACCUUCUUAUGAAGCAAAUACAUUCUCAAAGUCCAAGCAGAGUGUUGCAGUACCAUCAAUUUUUGACUUGCACUAAGUGUCCUGAUACUAUCAUUCAUGCUACUGAUUUGCCAAAAGAAGUAAUGGAAAGUAAUAUAUGGUUCUUCCUCCUGAAGCUAGUUUACUGUCUUGGGAGGGUUUGCUUAGUAUAUUAAUUAUCUGUUACUUGAACAAGCCUGUCUUCAUAUGAAUUGUGACAAUGCAUGAGUGAAUGGCUUAAUGGCACAAAUACAUCAUCAACCACUUGC